AUGGCUUUUACGUAUUAUAUAAUUGUUUCGAUGCAUGCAUGCAGCUACAUGGUGGACAACAUCCCGAUUAGGGUAUUCAACAACUACAUUGCAAACGGAGUGCAAUACCCGACGAGCCAGCCGAUGAAGGUGUACGCCAGCUUAUGGAACGCCGAUGACUGGGCAACACAAGGGGGCCAGGUGAAGACAGACUGGACAAAGGCCCCCUUCACCGCCACUUACAAGAAUUACAAUGCGAACGGAUGCAUUGUUAAUGGAACAACCAAUUCAUGCACUAACAAACCUAGACAGUCGUGGCAAACUAUGGGAUUGGAUGCAAAUGCAAAGAAGAAAAUCCAAACCUUACAACAAAAGUAUAUGAUUUACAACUACUGCACCGAUCUUAAAAGGUUUCCUCAGGGGCUUCCUAGGGAAUGCGGUCUCCCAAAGUUCUAGGCCACCGUACGUAC
Erythranthe guttata (spotted monkey flower) is the source of this 449-nucleotide messenger RNA. The record is from RefSeq and is a predicted model, not a curated record. Lineage: Eukaryota; Viridiplantae; Streptophyta; Magnoliopsida; Lamiales; Phrymaceae.